Messenger RNA from Diprion similis, 940 nucleotides. Its product is annotated as interstitial collagenase-like. Gene Ontology annotation, molecular function: metalloendopeptidase activity; zinc ion binding. Gene Ontology annotation, biological process: proteolysis; collagen catabolic process; extracellular matrix organization. The transcript is spliced from 5 exons. Gene Ontology annotation, cellular component: extracellular matrix. The record is from RefSeq and is a predicted model, not a curated record. Lineage: Eukaryota; Metazoa; Arthropoda; Insecta; Hymenoptera; Diprionidae. Bases 129 to 932 code for a protein of 267 amino acids.
UGAAAAUAAAUCCAUUCCACAUAAUUACUGUUUGAAAUAUCUAGAUCGUUAAUGUGGAUACAGGAUUAAUCUGAGGCAGUUCGUCUUCGUACAGUCUUAGUUCUGCAGGAGGAAAUCAAACGUUGUAGAUGAUGCAGAAAAUAAAAAGGUCACAAGUCUUACUGCGGUGUGCUGGAAUACUUGCCCUGAUUGCUUGUGCUUUGAACGCUUACGCAGCACCCGUUUUAUUCGAAAAUGAAGCAGAGCCGGACCACGUGACGCAAUUGAAGUCUUCUGUUCUUCCACUUUUCAUCGACAAAGUUCGACCACCCGUAGGGAGAUUGAAGAGAUAUGCUAUUCAAGGGACUAAAUGGCUGCGCAAAAAUUUAACUUACAAAAUAAACAGUUACCCCGAAAAACUGAAUAAAACAGAUGUUGAUAAUGAAAUCGCCAAGGCAUUUGCUGUCUGGUCAAAUUACACAGACCUGACAUUCACACGAGGAAGUGGAAACGUCGACAUUGACAUAAGCUUCUACCGCGGAGAUCAUGGAAACGACUGCAAACCAUUCACAGGAACGUUGGAUAUGACGGCGCACGCUUUUUUCCCGGCGACUCAAUUCAGUGGGGAUGCCCACUUUGACCUGUCUCAAAAUUGGACUAUCAGAGACAAUCGCGGUCUCGAUCUCUUUCAGUCUGCGGUGCACGAGUUCGGUCAUUCCCUUGGUCUUGAUCACAGUAACAUUGAGAACGCCGUGAUGUGGCCAGUCAUCAGAAGAUACUCACCCGAUUACCGAUUGCACAGUGAUGACAUCACUGGGAUACAAAAACUCUACGGGCCAAAAACUGAGGGUACAAAAAAUAGCACGGAGGGUCAGGACGCUUCACAUAGAGAAGGAAACCUUUUUUCAACUACUAGCGAUUCUCUACUACCGAUGUCGAAUAAAACCGUUUAAAACAAGUC